CUUUCUGUCUCUAUCUCUCUCUUUUUUGUAAUUGUUGUCAUUUCAUAAUAAAUGACUUGUUCAAUUCAACUUACUCAUUAAUCAAAUGUUUUGAUUCAUUGUUUUGCAUCACUUGUAAACGCGUCUAUCAAAAAAAGGAUAAAAACGCGUAAAAAUUAACUAAAUACUAAAAAAGGAAACACACUUAUACAAUUGACGUGUUUGAUUGGAUAACGGUGAUUAAAAUACACUUUAAGUCCUUUUUCUAUUUGUUGUCUUUUUUUUCUUUUUACUUACUGCUUUUUAAUCAAACAACUUUAUUUUGAAACAUGUCAAGUCAACAAUAUGUUUGUCCAAAGACACCUGAAAGACCAACUAUUCAGCCACAGCCUUAUCAAUCUUUUACUCCAUGCACCAGACUAUCACGUAUGUCAAUAAGCCGUACAGAUACAUUACAACGUCCUAUAAAAUCAUUUCAAGAACGCUUGAUGGAAGUAUCAAACCGUGAAGAAAACGUGGCUCAUCCUAAUCUUGACAUGUUCCUGAGCCAAGACAAGAUUGGUAUACUUGAAAAAAAGAGAGAACUAUCUUUUUCAGAAGAAGAAGAGGAAUCAGACGACGGCGACUUAUUUUCAUCAGGUCUAUGUCCCAUGUCUACAUCACCUACCAAUCGAUUUUAUACCAAGUUUGAAGAUUCCAUGCUAUCACUCAGUCCACCUACAAGACGAUCAUUAUUUGAUGAUGAGGACGAUGACCUUGUAGAUAAACAUUAUGAUCCUAGCGACAUGUGGUUAUAUCGCAUAUACCAUGACAAUAACACUCAAAAUGAACUUUCCGAGCUAGUGGAUCAAAGACAGCUCAAUGAUGUAGAGAAUAAACCACCUCAUUCAUUGAAUGUGAACAAUAACAAGACGUGGGUUAAACGAUCAACGACAGAACAGAGAUUACCAUUACAAGAGAUCACUUUGGGUGAAUUACAGGAUGAAGAAUUGCCAGCAAAGAAAAAAGUGAUACUCAAUUCAGGAAAGAUGCGUAUGAUUCGUACAUUAUCACCACCUCGUUUUAAUACAAAACGAAAAGGCAAGAUAGCAGCAGACUCAACGAUGUAAAAAUAAGCAAGUAUCAAGGACCUUCUGUUUGCUCAUACCCCCUACUACAUAUACUAUAUAUUCCAUUCGCAUUUUGCAUUCAUAUCGCACAUGAUAUCCUUUCUUUUCAGUCCUUCCUUUUUUUUGCAUCAUUUGCUGAACAUAUAUAUAUAUAUAUACAUUCAUGCCUUUAAAUAUAAUUGAAUUACAUAUCUCUCUUUCUCUCUUUCUCUUUGAUAAAUAAAUCUGGA
Molecule: messenger RNA, 1318 nt
Organism: Rhizopus microsporus ATCC 52813
Lineage: Eukaryota; Fungi; Mucoromycota; Mucoromycetes; Mucorales; Rhizopodaceae
Exons: 2
Coding region: 309-1088 (259 amino acids)
Source: RefSeq, a predicted model, not a curated record